Molecule: messenger RNA, 1527 nt
Organism: Synchytrium microbalum
Lineage: Eukaryota; Fungi; Chytridiomycota; Chytridiomycetes; Synchytriales; Synchytriaceae
Exons: 7
Coding region: 1-1527 (508 amino acids)
Biological process (GO): protein folding in endoplasmic reticulum
Cellular component (GO): cytoplasm; membrane
Source: RefSeq, a predicted model, not a curated record
AUGGCGGCGUCGCCUGUGGCUUCUGUCUCUUCUGAAAUGGCCGCCAAUAACAUCCAGACAUUUGAGCAAUACUUGGAGAAGCACGACAAGAAGCACCAUAUCGUAACUCCUACCAUAGACUCCACUAUAACUGCUCCUAUUAUUACGCCGGACGUCAAUGAAGUUGAUCAGGGCAACAAGAAACUCACAACAGAGCUGCCGAAAGUUUCACCUGCUUCCACCAAAUCAAAACCAAAGGCCAAUGAAGAAAGAUUCAAUUUUGCCAGUUUCAAUUGUGCAGCCAAAAUUCUUGCAGCAAAUCCCGAAGCCUCCUCGUCUACUUCUAUAUUGUUGGAGUCCAAGGACGGCUACAUGAUGAACAAGUGCAACGCAACAGACAAGUUUGUUGUGAUUGAGCUCUGUCAGGAAAUUCUCGUUGAUACAAUAGUACUAGCCAACUUGGAAUUCUUCUCCUCAAUGUUUAAAACAAUUCGCAUCCAGGUCUCGGAUAGAUAUCCUCCGAAAGGUGCAAAUGGCUGGAAGGAACUUGGUGCUUUUACAGCUAAGAAUGCACGUAACUUUCAGACAUUUCAUAUCAAAAACCCAUUGAUAUGGGCAAGAUAUUUGAAAAUCGAUUUUGAUACAUACUAUGGGAAUGAGUUUUAUUGUACGCUCAACGUGUUACGCGUGUACGGCACGACAAUGAUGGAAGACGUGAUGACGGAAGACACGAACGCAGAUGAGCCGUCUGCAUCUCACACGACACCUAUAGCCGAAUUGUCGCGCGAGAGCUUCCAUCACCACAUAGUCACACCAUCAUCGAAACCAACAUCACUACCAUUCUCGGUACUAUUUAAAGACCACUUCAGUAACCCAAUACCACCAGAAACCCAUCCUGAAAUUUCCAUGUUGCGAGAAACGUCACCAUCAGCUACAGCUUCUGCUUCCCAAACGGGGACUCAGGAGAGCAUAUUCAAAACGGUAGUGGCGAAUGUCUUGGAUGACAUCACAACCACGCAACUGAUUCUCCAUGUAUUAGAUCAUGAAACGUUUGAGUGUGCUGGAGCACAAUGCGACUCUCUCCUUUCAGUAUUUGGUGCAGUCUUGAUGCAAUUGGCUGAACAGAGCGAACUCAUCAAUCGAGUUUUUGCUGAAUCUCAGGAGGCUCAGAGGAGGGGUAUUGAAGCAUCUAUCACGAGCAUGCGUGAAGAAAUGGAUGAUUUGCGAUACCGCAUGGAUCAAAUGGCAAUCCAGCAAAACUGGAUUUUUGUACUUAUGAUUGUCGCUUUAUUGAGUUUUAAAUACCAAGAGCUAUUACAACGACUAUGGCCAUCGCCGUCAUCGCAUGAAGCUGUUAGAGCUGCAGCACAUGAAAAGAAUCACAACGCGGCUGCCAUAGCAAAUGAAGAGGAGAGACUGGAGCACCCAUCGUCGCCUGACAAAGCUACUCAAAGAAAGAGGAGGAAGCGACGACAAUCGAAUGCAAACAAUCCAAUGGGAGUUGCAAUUGAUGCAUCGUCGCCCGAUCGCUUGCCAUCGUUCCUGUAA